UUGUGUGUGCUUCGUUUUUUUUUGUACGUCUGAAAUAGUCCGUUUUUGGUGAAAUUUUGAUUGGAAAAUUCGUAUUUAACUGGUGUAUCGUUCCUCAAGUGACAGUUUAGGAUGCUAGCUGGCAAUAGCAUUAUGAAACCUUUCGAUCUCCAAUUUGUGGCGACGCACUUGAAAAAAUUGCUGCGCUGCCCGAAAUGUCAAAGCGACUAUGCUCUCAAAAGUACUAAUGGAGAGGAGAACCACCGUCCCUUCCUGCUGCCCUGCGGCCACAACUUGUGCGAGAAUUGUUUGGUGGAUGACUUUAAGAGCGAGAAGAACGCGCAGUGCGCCCUCUGCUCGAAGGCAGCGCUGCCGACAGUAAACGCACAGGAUUGUACAAACAGCUACGGCUUGCCGUACCAACUGGACUACCAUGUGAUGGGCGAGCUGGCCGAACUGGAGAACAUCCGCCGCUCUUCGAUGGAUCACCUUCGACGCGUGGUCGUGAGUAAUGGAAAGAAACAGCGUCACAGCGUCUAUGUGCCAAAGUGCAGCGAGUGCAUCAGCAGCGUGGCCUCGGGCAAUUGCAAGCAGUGCGAUGCCUUAUACUGCAAGGACUGCUUCGAGCAAUGA
Drosophila guanche is the source of this 612-nucleotide messenger RNA. RefSeq lists its product as uncharacterized. Lineage: Eukaryota; Metazoa; Arthropoda; Insecta; Diptera; Drosophilidae. The record is from RefSeq and is a predicted model, not a curated record. The transcript has 3 exons. The coding region runs from base 112 to 612 and encodes 166 amino acids.